This is a messenger RNA of Aphanomyces invadans, 2178 nucleotides long. RefSeq lists its product as hypothetical. The coding region runs from base 52 to 1341 and encodes 429 amino acids. NCBI's taxonomy places the organism in Eukaryota, Oomycota, Saprolegniomycetes, Saprolegniales, Verrucalvaceae. The record is from RefSeq and is a predicted model, not a curated record. The transcript is spliced from 5 exons. Gene Ontology annotation, molecular function: protein binding.
UCUGAGAUCGUCAUUCCGUCAUGUUCCAAAUCCGACCCAAGUUAGUUCUCCAUGAUAAGCUUCCUCGACGCGUUGCCGCUUCCGGCGCUCUUCGACUGGGCAUGGACGUUUAUCCAACCAGAGUACGAACUCUUUCGGCUCGUGAAGAAAGGAGAUCACGCCUCGGUCGCUGCAUACCUCCUUCAACAUUCGACAGAACAGAUUCAAGCAGCGGCGGCGUACACCGACAGUGCCGGGCGAUCACCUCUCAUCGCGUCGUGCCGCGAAGGGCACGUGGAAUGCCUCCAUCUAAUGCUCCAACAUCCUGUCCUUCACGCGAUGUUUGCUAUGCAUGCGGAUGGAAAUGGCAACACCCUUCUCCAUCAUGCAUGCUUUCAAGGACACCCCGAAGUCGUGCGCUACCUGCUUCAGCAAAACGUCGUCGCGAGUCGGUUGAACCACAGAUUCCAGUCCCCGCUCGAUGUCGCUCGCGCUGGUUACUAUGACGAGGAAGAGUUAGCGCCGAGUCGAUUCCUCACGUGCGUCGACAUGCUGGAACAGCGAUGCACCAUAUUUGAAGGGUGGGUUUACGAAAGCACCGACAACAUUGCUUCCAACAUCCUAGGGACGUCCUCAUUGCAGUCCUGGAAACGUCGUUACUGCGUCGUCCUCGAGACCGCGCUGCGGUCACAUGUCGAGAUGGUGUUGUACGGGUACACAGGUCAAAAGGGACACCCGACCGACUGGACCCGAUCACGCACCCCCUGCUCGCUUGUCCUCGCCCGUCUCGACGACGCGAUCUCGUUCCAUAGCAAGCAAAAGAUCUUCAACAGCAAGCAGUUUGCGUUCUCACUGCCGUGCCGCAAGAAAUGCAUGGAGAAUCCCGUCACGGACGUCCACAGCGUCGGCACCUUUGCGUCGAUGGAGUUUGCGGCAGUGGACGCAUUGGGCUACGAAGCGUGGAGCACUUUCUUUGUCCAACGAACGUCGUCGACCACUCAACCACUGACGAUUCCAGUGGUCGCCCGCCCACCUGCAGCCGCCGCACCCUACCAGCCAAGUGCACCAUCUAUCGAGUCGAUCCAUUUCGAAGAAAUUGUACAGCCCGCCGCGGCAUCCGUCACGGUAAGCGCACCGAGCGCGCGGUCAACACCGAGCUCUGCAAUCACGGAGCAGCCCAAGUCAGCGACACAAACGGACGAGUGUGUGGUUUGCUUCGACGGUCCUAUCGAAGCUGUGUGUGUUCCGUGCGGCCACCAUGCCAUGUGCAUGGACUGCGCCAGCACUGUCAUCGACUCUGGCGCUGAAUGCCCAGUGUGCCGGGCAACCCUUCGAGAAGUCAUCAAAUUGUAUCGUGCCUAAGUCUGCCAUCUAUUCGACCCAUCCCAAUGUGCGAGUGACACCGAUGGAGCGUUCACAUGGAAUGUGGCGCCAGGGCCAUGAAGAACUUGACAACGCGGCGAUGCCUUUCUCGGAGACUUCGUCCAACCAACCAGAACGGUUGACGCAACGAUCCAUGAGCUGCUAACGCCAUGCACUCAUGUCACCGAACUUUGCAGUCAACUUCGUUGAAGGUGCGACGAGAGUUAAAUAUUGGAAAGCACUCGAGCGUCGCUCGGCUGCGAUUACACGCCGACCUUGGUCGAUAUCGGCUCGCGGCAGUACGGACAUGACCCGAAGAUCGUCCCGAACGACUUGCGCGAGGUUGGAAUUGCCUGCAGCCAUUCGAGCAAGCACGAGUCAUGGAACGACCGCGCGCAGUUCUUGGAGUCGCAGACGCGGUUUGGGAUCUGGCUGUCGAGCCGAUGGGUGUAGCAGAUGCCGCACUCCUGGGCAAACGUUUCCUUGGCUGCAGUGCGGCGCGACGGAAAGCGAAUUUGUAGAAUGCGUUCGAGGUUCUUCCGAAGCUUGUCCGUGGCCUUCCACUUGGACAGGUUCUGGUACAUGGUCUCGCGCAACGGACCGACGGACGCGUCGUUGCCGAACCAGAUGACGUCGACGACGGCGCGGGGAGCAGCCGGGUCCAGUACUUCAAAUUGAAUCGAUACGGACGGCUGGAGGGCCAGACGGCGCCGUUUGCAGCCACGAGUUGGUCGCUCGGGUUCGAGAACGCAGCACUUCUUGUCGAUGUCGUCGAGGACGUCCCAAAAGUCUUGAAACUUCUCCAAGUGCGCUUGAACCUACACGAGAUAUGCAUGC